AUGAAACCAGAGAUCAACGCUGCCGUGGGAUUUCUGUCCAGAUUCCUGCGGGUGAAAGGACAUGUAAAUGACCGACAGGUCCAAACAUUCAACCAAAGCCUGCAGGACAUUUUAUCAGAACAAUACAAGCACCACUGGUUUCCAGACCGGCCAUGCAAGGGUUCAGGAUACCGCUGCAUUCGUAUCAACCACAAGAUGGACCCCCUGGUGGGGCAAGCAGGCCAGCGCAUCGGCCUGACCAUCCAGCAGCUGUACCUGCUGCUGCCCAGUGAGCUCACGCUCUGGGUGGAUCCCUUUGAGGUCUCUUAUCGCAUCGGUGAGGAUGGAUCCAUUUGUGUCCUGUAUGAGUCUACGCCCACACCCGUUGGACUGGCCCCCUCCGCCAUCAGCUCGACUUCAGGGAGCCCCAUGGUGGACAGUCACAUCAGCUGCAAAGAUGAACUGAUGGGGAUGGGUAGAACCAGUCCCUCCAAAGCCUACAAUAUGAUGACCGUGUCAAGUUAA
Messenger RNA from Knipowitschia caucasica, 504 nucleotides. NCBI's taxonomy places the organism in Eukaryota, Metazoa, Chordata, Actinopteri, Gobiiformes, Gobiidae. The record is from the annotation of a GenBank genome assembly.